UACAACUUGUCUAAAAUCCAAUAUGGCCGCGCCCAUUAGAAAUGAUUUCGUAAGAUGACAUUUGUGAUAGGGACUGCAGUGGGAGUGUUUUUUUGAACUGUUGCACAUCGUUUUCAUAGGGAUCGUAUAUCAAAAAUGUUACACAGGCUUUGCUGUAAGUGGACUUCAUAUUGUCAUGCAAAAACAUUCAAUCUUUCUAUCUUUUGUAAACCAUAUGUUGGUCCCAAAUCAAACGUUUUCACUUCAAAACGAUUGCACCACACUCUGUGUAAGACGUACCGCAAGUCUCAAAGGUCAGGGUUUGGCAUUCCCAAAUACAAACAUGUAUCAGCGGGAAAUUCGUCUAGAAAAGGUGUUCUUGCAAAAAUCAAGGACUUUAUAUUCCGACGAAAGUCUAGUUCUCUCGCGGGCGACAAGAGCCAAUUGGCGACAAAAAAGAAAGCCCCGACAUCUACAGAAAUCAAGAGACUGUUGUCGCUAGCAAAGUCAGAAAAAUGGAAACUAGUUGGUGCUGUGGGACUACUGCUCAUAUCCAGUGGUAUUUCAAUGUCCAUUCCAUUCUGUAUUGGAAAAGUGAUAGACACUAUAUACUCUGACAGUGAGAAUAUGACUGCCACCCUCACUUAUAUAUGCCAAGUCCUCAUAUGUGUGUUUGUGAUUGGUGCUGCAUCUAAUAUGGGCAGAAUAUACAUCAUGAAUAAUUCAGGCAAUAUAAUAGUUAAGAAUCUUCGAGAGAAGCUUUUCAAGUCUAUUGUUCGACAAGAGAUUGGAUUUUUUGACAAGAACAAGACAGGGGAGUUAAUUAACCGGCUGUCGACCGACACGUCUCUGGUUGGGCGGUCCAUUACUAUGAACGUCUCCGACGGACUGCGAGCGGUGGCUCAGGGAGUUGGUGGAGUGGGAAUGAUGCUGUAUGUUUCUCCGAAAUUGACUGGUAUAGUGGUCUGUGUUGUCCCUCCUCUCAUCCUGAUGUCGAGGUACUACGGUUCCUACCAAAAGAAAAUCACCAAAAAUGUUCAGGAUUCUCUGGCUAAUGCUACCCAGGUUGCAGAGGAAAGGAUCAGUAAUAUUAGAACUGUGAGAGCUUUUGCCCAAGAGAACAAGGAAAUAGCUGCUUACAAUUCAAAGAUAGAGCAUGUUCUACAACUGAUGCAGAAAGAGGCAGCUGCUUUAGGAUUGUUUUGGGGAUUAACUGGCUUUACUGGUAACCUGAUAAUCCUGUCGGUGCUGUACAGUGGAGGAAUCAUGAUGCAAUCCUCAAUGAUCACUGUCGGGGAGUUAUCCUCCUUUCUGCUGUAUGCUGCCUAUGCCACAGUUUCACUAAGCGGCAUGACAUCAUUUUAUAGUGAGUUGAUGAAAGGAAUUGGUGCCUCGACCAGGAUCUGGGAGCUAACAGACCGCGUCCCACAGAUCCCAAUCUCCGGAGGAUUAAUUCCAUCUACUCACACUGCUGGCAGUAUUGAAUUCAAGAACAUCAUGUUCAGCUACUCCACCCGAGCCGAGUCUUUAAUUUUCAAUGACCUGAGUCUGACAGUUCCCCCCGGUCAGAUUACAGCUGUUGUUGGGAGUAGUGGGUCGGGGAAAUCCACUCUUGGGUCACUGUUGCUAAGGUUCUAUGACCCACAGAAUGGUGGUGUGUUUUUGGACGGUCAUAACAUAAAAACCCUGGACCCACACUGGCUCAGGAACCAGAUAGGAACAGUGAGCCAGGAGCCAGCUCUCUUCUCCUGCUCCAUCGCUGAGAACAUUGUUUAUGGAGCCCCUGACAUGGAUGCUGUCACUCCAGCAGAGAUUGAGAGUGCAGCCAGGAAAGCCAACGCCAUCAGCUUUAUCAAGUCCUUCCCUAAUGGCUUUGACACCAUUGUUGGAGAGAGGGGGCUUAUGCUUUCAGGUGGACAGAGACAGCGGUUAGCAAUAGCCAGAGCCAUUCUUAAGGACCCCAAAAUUCUAUUAUUGGAUGAGGCUACCAGUGCUUUAGAUGCUGAGAGUGAAUUCUUGGUGCAGGACGCGCUGGAGAAACUUAUGGUGGACAGGACGGUCAUCACCAUCGCUCACCGUCUCUCAACCAUCAGAUCGGCCAAUCAGAUCGCAGUCCUAGAUUUGGGGGCUGUGGCUGAGCUAGGACCAUACCAAGAACUAAUGAAAAUCCAAAAUGGAAUUUUUAGAAAAUUGGUUGAAAGACAGACUAUAACACAGUAAUGUUAUUGAUGUAGAAUUUAUUUAUUUUAAUAAAUUAGUUUUCCGAUG
Molecule: messenger RNA, 2247 nt
Organism: Magallana angulata
Lineage: Eukaryota; Metazoa; Mollusca; Bivalvia; Ostreida; Ostreidae
Product: ATP-binding cassette sub-family B member 10, mitochondrial-like
Exons: 12
Coding region: 136-2199 (687 amino acids)
Biological process (GO): transmembrane transport
Cellular component (GO): membrane
Molecular function (GO): ATP hydrolysis activity; ABC-type oligopeptide transporter activity; ATP binding
Source: RefSeq, a predicted model, not a curated record